Messenger RNA from Venturia canescens, 657 nucleotides. RefSeq lists its product as uncharacterized. Bases 46 to 657 code for a protein of 203 amino acids. The transcript is spliced from 3 exons. NCBI's taxonomy places the organism in Eukaryota, Metazoa, Arthropoda, Insecta, Hymenoptera, Ichneumonidae. The record is from RefSeq and is a predicted model, not a curated record.
AUUAACCACUCGUUCGUUAAAAGAUCGAUAACGAGAAAAUUCGAAAUGAAGUUUGCCCAAAUCGUGGUGGUUUUCGUUGUAAUUUUGGUCGCGAUGGGUCACGAAAUAUCUCGACCUAAAAAUCGACUGACAAAGGCUUUUGACGAGGAAAAAAAGAUCACAAACUACGUUGAGACGCGAAAACACAAGCUCUAUCACGAUCUGUUUCUCUUUAUGGGAGGACUGCAGAGUUUGGUUACGUUCGUGGUGAUAAAGAUCAAGAUUGUGUUGGUAGUUGUGACUUUGAUCGGUUUUAUCGCACUCUCAUUCAAAUUGCUUGGUCUGCUGAAGUACACGGGUUAUUUUUACAAGAAUGAUUACCCAUCGAUUGGUCCGCCGGAAUAUUCGAGUUACCCUGGUCCACCGUUAACAGGAUAUGCUUCGUCGCAUCACGAGCACGAAGUUUACAGCAAUGAUUGGGCUCCGCAUCCGGAAUCGUAUUCUAGAUCAAGAAGAAAUCUGAAGAAGUUUGGCGUUACAAGACGAAAUUCAACAAAAUUUGAGAAUGAAGACUGCAUUACUUAUUACAAAAAGUGUGUUGGACCAAACGCAACAUACAUGAAUCAUGGAAGAAAGACACGAGAUUUGAGGAGACAGAGUCCAACAAAUUAUUUAUGA